Molecule: messenger RNA, 1088 nt
Organism: Zingiber officinale
Lineage: Eukaryota; Viridiplantae; Streptophyta; Magnoliopsida; Zingiberales; Zingiberaceae
Product: auxin-responsive protein IAA14-like
Exons: 8
Coding region: 1-906 (301 amino acids)
Biological process (GO): regulation of DNA-templated transcription
Cellular component (GO): nucleus
Molecular function (GO): protein binding
Source: RefSeq, a predicted model, not a curated record
AUGUAUCCAAAUUCCUACACCAUACCUCAAGCUCAACCGCUGUUGAACACAGAACAAGGUGAGCUGAUUGCUGUUGGAAACAAGAUUCCACAGUCGAGAGUUGAGAACUCUGCCCUGCUGAAGCGACUUGCCAACAUCAAUCAAAAGUACAAUGAAGCUGCUGUCGACAAUAGGAUACUCAAAGCGAAUGUGGAGACUCUCAGAGCUAAGGUGAAGAUGGAAGAGGACGUAAAACCGUUAACCGGAAUGACUCUGUUCUACUCGACAAUCGCAGACAUGUCCUCCGCCAAUGGUAUAGUUCGAGCACCUGCAGAAGUGGAUCUAGAAAUCAGAGGCCACCUUGGAAUCUUCCGACAAUAUGGUGAAGAAGAUGCCGAGCCUGAUGAACCUUGCCUCGUGGGGUGGUGGCUGCGGCGUCCACCCGGAAAAGCCACCUGCGCCCAAGUACAGGCUGUGGGUUGGCCGCCAGUGAGAUCCUUCAGGAAGAACAUCCUCUAUGUUCACCCUGAGAAGCAUGUCUGCGACAGCAGUAAUUCACCAGCUGCCUUUGUGAAGGUGGGCAUGGAUGGUGCACCGUACCUGCGCAAGGUGGACCUGAAAAUGUUCAACAGCUACCAAGAGCUCUCCAUGGCCCCGCAGAAGAUGUUCAGCUCCUUCACCACCAGAAACUCUUGCUCUCCAGGAAUGAGUGAGAGGGACUACAUGAACGAGAGCAAGGUGAUGAAUCUGCUCAAUGGAUCUGACUAUGUCCGAACCUACGAAGACAAGGAUGGAGAUUGGAUGCUUGUUGGUGAUGUUCCAUGGGAGAUGUUUGUUGAAUCGUGCAAACGUUUGCGUAUCAUGAAGGGAUCAGAAGCCAUUGGAAUCGCACCAAGAGCCAUGGAGAAGUGCAAGAACACAAGUUAAAGAUUUGUUCCACCAAGUAAAAUGACAAAACGCAAAUUCACCUCUGGAUUUGGAUCAAGGCAUAUGCAUGUGUGCUUACAUAUUUCCCAAGUUUAUUUAAGUUUGUUCAUCAUGUUUUUUUUUAUUAUUAAAAUAGUUUGUUUAUCACCUUUAUGUAUGGACAGUAAGAAAUGCUACUUCAA